Molecule: messenger RNA, 6243 nt
Organism: Epinephelus lanceolatus (giant grouper)
Lineage: Eukaryota; Metazoa; Chordata; Actinopteri; Perciformes; Serranidae
Gene: cyb561d1
Product: cytochrome b561 family, member D1
Molecular function (GO): transmembrane monodehydroascorbate reductase activity
Source: RefSeq, a predicted model, not a curated record
GUGAAACCCCAAAUAAUGGCAAGCAACAGCAGUGAAAGCUGUUUACUAUCUUUUUUCUGCACUGAGACCGCCGGUCACACCAAACGGCUGCGUAGAGGAUGUGGGAAGUGUACGGGAGAUGUUUUACAGCCAGCUGACCGCGAGAGAACAACCUGUCAAGCCUGUCAGAUAAUGUAUGGAAGCCGAGGAGGGGCAGCACGGUUCCCACGCCUGAUGGUCUCUAUACAACCAGCCUGCUUUUUAAUCCACAGUCGGACCGCAUUUGCUCUGGAGGAAUUACAGCCACAGCUUCUUUUGUUUCGUCAAACUGGCGCAAACUAGCCAAGACUUAGACUGGAAGUUAAGUUUUUUUCCUUGUAAACAACGCUAGUAAACGAGUAGCCUACUCGCUAACCAGGUGGACACACAAACGCUGAGACUGUCCAUGUGAACUCGAGGACUGGGAGACAAAUGUAACCACCGUGGGUAGAUACAGGACCGCAGGAAAUAUACAGCCAACUGUUUUGUUACUGUUAUUGUACAAGUGAAAUUUUUGGCGUGAUAAUACACCCUUUUACAACUGAAUAGUUUACAUUUAUUAAUUUAUGCCAAUAGGAUGAUUGUUAUAACCUCACUGCAAAAACCAGAAUGAAGGUGCUGUAUUAUUACCUGGACGCGGACUUUGAAAAACUACAUACCGGAAGUCUAAUGUGUUGUCAUUGUGUGCGGUUUGACUACAUGCUGAUCGGAUCACAUAUCUAUCCCAAAGCUGUCCACUUCUUCCUCCUUCCUAACUAAAUGAUUAUGGAGCUCGUGCAGUGUCCCGACAGCAUACACGGCGCGUCUCUCCGUUUCAGCGCACCCAGAGUCUGCAGGUAGCCCGGCAGGUGGCUCAGCAGCAUGCAGUAUGAUGUGGAGUACAGCCCGGUGGGAGAGGGGCUGGGGAUGCGGGACUACUGGUUCUAUGUGUGGCUGCGGAGGGCGGCGGUGAUAGCGGCUCAUGUCACCGGCCUGGGCCUGACCCUCAUCAUCUCCCUGCUGUCCAGACCCGGAACCAGUCUGUUUUCUUGGCAUCCAGUGUGUAUGUCUGUUGCAUACUGCCUGUGUAUGACUGAAGGCAUCCUCCUCUUCUCGGCUGAAGGAUCCCCCUUUUGCUUCAAAUCUCGGAAGGGUAAACUCCGUCUCCACUGGUUUUGUCAGGGUCUGGUCCUGAUAGCUGCUGCCACUGGGCUGGGCUUCAUGGUUGCCAGCAAGAACGUGUCCGAGAUUCCCCACCUGGUCAGCUGGCACAGUCUGCUGGGCAUCUGCACCUUGGCUGCCACCGUGCUCCAAGUGGGUUGCGGUAUCUGUGUGAAGUUCCCAAAGCUGCUGCGUCUUUCCUCCUCUCCACCGAGGCUGAAGCUGUACCACGCCACCUGUGGUCUAGUGGUCUACCUGCUGGCCACAGUGACCGUAGUCUCGGCCAUGUUCUCAGAUUGGUUCCAGGCCACGGUGAAAGGCACAGCCUGGUGGGCUUUCCUCCUGCUGCCCCUCUUCCCCGCCCUGGUGGUGAUGAACCAGAUCACUAAUGCCUACCUGCCCCGCAAGAAGAUCACCAGCUAGGAAACACAUAGCACAAGCAGAUUUGCUUUAUUCACUUGGUGGUCAUUUUGGAUUUACAUUUUGCACAGAAGCUCAGAGAAUCAGAUGGAAGCAAGAGUACCCCGCUAAAACAUUGACGAGACAACAACUAAAGCAAACAGCUUGCUGGUCGUCCCACAGACUGUGAAAACAUGGGUGUCUGUCUUUCACUGCAAGUAUCUGAAGAGAAGUUUGGUAGCCUGGACUUUACUGCUUGCCAAGAUCUUUGUCAGUAGGUGGAGCCAGAAAUUCUUCAUUUGGCAAAAGGCCAGAGUCUGAAGGAAACUGAGAUUAGACAUGCAAAAACACCAUAUUUGAUUUUGAUAAUCUGUGUUUACUAACAUUAAGUCUGUACCCUCAAAUCAAAUGAUUUCUUUGUGCACUCAGAUUAAUUUCUCUGAUACCUCAAGGACUCAGCAAUUCACAGUUUUCUUAAAGCCAGCAUCUAGUGGCCAGUAGAAGAACUGCAACUUAAAACACUUUGACUUUGGCAUCUUUGGCAUCCUCAAGCUCUGACUCCUGCUGAAAUAAUAAACUGUCAAAGAAUCUGAUGACACUAUGCAUAUGUGGGCUAUCAUGCCAAGUGUACAUGCUUGGAACUGAAAAUGUACUGGAGGCAAUCCCAUAGCUGGAGCUGGCUGACACCUAAACGUCUUUCAUCUGUUGCAUCCCCAGAGGAAUAUUUUCACUUGGUAUGUAAUGAAAACAAAAGUCGCAAAGAUAGUGUAUAUAGACUGGUUUCUGAGUGGAUCUGAAGCACAUACUGCUGUUUGUGUGAGGACACAGCCUUAGUGAUGAAGGUGCUGUGGAUUGUUGCACCAGCCUGUAAAUUCUAUUUAUUUAUUCAUUUAUGAUAUUUUUGUGUUGUGUCUGUCUUUGUUGCUUAGAGGUGCUACAUGUAGCAUUUUAGCAUUAAAAUUUCAUCAAUAAGUAUUUCCUAAUAUUCCCUCCAGGAUGUUGCGAUGACAAUAAUUUGUGCAAACUCAGCCAAUCCCUGUGAUUCUGCACAAUCUGUCAAUUUUAUUCAACCACUGCAACUUUACUGCUUAAACAGGUAAAAUCUCAUUUAAGUUGCGUGCAGUGUAUUGAUGGCUUUCUGUUUAUCGUGACACUAGCUCACUGCUGCAGGACUGGAGCUCUGUGCCUGGGACCGAGUCCCACACACACAGUGACAGAGCCAACAGUUCACACAACUAACGUUAUCCAAUGUCCAAUAACAGGUUUAACUACAAAGGUUAGGAGUCAGAGGUUAACUGCUGCUGCGGGGCUUCUAUGCAAAGGGCAAAAUAUGACGAGUUGUGAUGAGAUCAUAAUGUGCUGUGGUAGUUUGUACUAACAGGGCAGAGAGUGCAGGAAGAGAGCGGCUCACGGAGACAGUUGACAAUCAGCUGUUGCAAACCUUUGCCAAAUUCCGGAGGAACUUAAUAUUAAAAUUGAAUCAAAUGACAACACGUAAAGUGGAAGUGGUCACUCGCAGCUGGUGAAUACAGUGGAGCAUUUAGCGGCUAAAGCAGGAUAUUUUUUUUCAGGAGUUGUUGGUGACCAAACCAGAGCUAAAAGGAGAGUGAAUAGUGGAGUCAUCAGAUGGACACAAACACCACUCCAAAUGAAUGCUUAUGUUGCUCUUUGAUACAACUGUUCGCUAACACAUUAGCCAUAAUGUUGCUGCAGAGUGCUUCUGUUCCUUAUUGGCCACAAAAAUUAAUCAAUUCAAAUUUAGUAGAGCAGAGAGAGCCACAGGGAUGUCGAGACAGCACUACAAUGGUUGUAAACAAAUGAGAUCAUUGUAUUGUUAAUAUUGUUUUUUAGGGACAAUGGCAUGGCUGGAUAGGUAGCUAGUCUUGUUAAACAUACUGUCAAAAUACAUUUACUGUUUUUCAACUAUAUACAGUGUUACUGACUGUGAAUCUUGCUAGCAUAACAUUAGCUCUCUGGCUCAUAGCUGAGCAAACACAGCUGGCACUGGAAGUUAAUUUGACGUCAGAAAGAUGUCAAACUCUUACGUCCGACAGACUUUAAAUUAUGGUUGGAAUGAAAAUUGGAUUGAUGAUAUUUUUUACUGUCUAAUGACAUUAGAAUUUCAUAUUGUGUGGACAUUAACAGUAUGACGUAUCGCAGAUGUUGGGUUUUAGUCUCCAUACCUCAUAACUAAAUGUGGAUAUUCUACUUCAAACUGAUGUUAGCAUUAGACGUUGCUCUGACAUUGAGUUCUGGUUACCUGAUGUCACAACUUAAAUUCAACCAAAUAUCAACGGCUAAUGACGUUGUUGGCCAGCUGUGAAAGGUUCUCCCAUUGCCAAGUCGUAUUUAAGGUUUGUCAUAUUUACUGGAGUAGUUGAACGUUUCCAUUGCAUAUGAAACUUAUGGGAUACCAGGGAAACUGAGUUAUGGCUCUUUAAAAACUUUAGAUUUUGAUUGUAAAAUAAGUGGUCUUCGAAAAACAUCAGCUUUAGCAUCAUCAUUGGUGUUAGGAAAUGGUUUUCUCGAUGAUGCCUCAUUUGAUUAUAAAAAUGCUAGCAUUGCUAACCUAACUGACUCCUGAAAAUCUACAUGUAGCACCUCUAGUUCUGUCACUAUGAACAUGUGACCCCUUUCUGUCUUUUAAGUGGUUGUUUGUUAGCCAUGCUCUCUGUGUUUUGUUUGCUUUUAUAAUCAAUGGGAAAAAUGAACAUGCACACACUCACGUGUUGCUUUGUCAUACAAGGCCAAAGGCACAAGCUUUCUUCUAGCAAAUAUGUCAUCAAUCAGUUCCUCCAGGAACCGUACUAAAAUAAACCAAUCCCCUAUCAGAAGACCUGAAAACUGAGCCAAUCCCUGCACUUUUCCAUCCAAUUCAGAACGAUUGUUAAGAGCCAAGGUCAAUAAAUCUCAACUUGGUCUCAACAACCUGGCCUCCUCUAAAUCUCACCAAACUACUAAUACAUUUCUACCAAUCUACAACUAUUUUUACCAACAAACUAACCAUUUGAUACUCUAUAUGGAGCUUGUUGGGAAGGAUACACAGCACGGGAGGAAGCACGACCUUACAGGCCAAAUUCAGGGCAAAUAAAAGUCUGAAGCGGGUAGUUUUCUAGAAAAGCAGCUGCAGUUUGUGUUAUUUUAAGCUGCAAUAAUCAGGACAACACUCGGUGAGACCCUGGUGAGACAGAUGAAUGUGGACCUAUUAAACCUGAUGCACAAAGACCUAUUGGAUGUACUGAUCCUCCAGCACCUUGCCUCAACCUCUUUUUAUUAGUCACUGCUAGGCAGCUUAUGCAAAUAUAAAUCCGUAGUGGUGUUUCCUUUUUGACAUAAUACUAAGUCGAUUAUAAAUCAUUGGAUGGCCCUCAGACUGCAAGCAGUGAUAUCGACUGUGUCGUGAAAGCUGAAGUAGGUAACUGUUAUAAAAAUAACUUUUUGUGAUAUUUGCUGAAACUGUCACUGUAUCCUGACAGUAGUACAUUAGAUAUUGUGUGAAAACAAAAUCUGGUUCCUCUGGGUCCUCCUAGUGCUGCUAAUGGCCUUUGCAAGAAUCCACUGCACCUGAACCAAAACAACAAAUCAGAGCCAGGGGAAGUCAUUAAUCCAGCUGUUGAUCAUGUCAACCACUGCUUGUGCACAGGAUGUUUAGCCAACAACAGCGCACAGAGCAAAGACAAGUAAAAAUUACAAGACCAUUGACUAAAAGCCUGCUUUCACUUCCACUGAAGAUCAACAGUCUUCUUCUCUUUACUCGUAUUUGCCAUGCUGUCGUUUGCAAAGGAGGAAUGGGCAGUUUUUUCAUUGCUCGUGGCUGUUUCUCAGCCAUUGUGUAUGCAGUGCUCCUUCUGAAGAUAUGCACUGAAGUGGGAGCAUAGUCUCCUUUGCUCUGAUUGGUUGUUUUCGUUCAAGUGUGUUAGAUUCUUGAAAAUGCCAUUAGGAGCACUAGGAGGGGCCAUAAGAACCAGAUUUUUUACACAUUAAUUGUUUAGUACGACUGUAUUACUGCAAUGGUCUUCUAGGACUUUCAAAACAAGCUGCCACACUGCCUGUCAGGAUAUAGUGACAGUUUCAUCAAAUAUAACAAAAGCUAUUUUUUAAAUAAAAGUUACCUACUACAGCUUUAAUAUGAGAUACUGAAAGAUAAGUCAACACAUCUUUGUCCUCCAAAAGCACUCAUCAGAUGUAGAUUGCACUUAAUGCUGGGAAAUUGUAAGAAAACCAGGAAAUAAUACACCUUCCAUGAGUUCAUUUGCAGACUGGGUUUGACCUUUUAGCUGUAUUUCAUGAAAAUCAGGGUUUCUACUGAUAAGUUGAAGAUUUUUUUUCUCAACUUUUUUCUUUCCUGCUUUUGUUAGCAAUUUUCUAUGUGAUUUAUGAAAACAUGUACUGCAAUAAAUGUACAAAAGUAUAAGUACUUUGCCUUGAUGAGGGAGUGGAAAUCAUAAUUCCAGAUUUAGUGUGAAUUUUGUAACUUCUUUACCUUUUUUGGUCCUACUGAGCACAACUCGCUCACAAAUAAACGUGUUCUGUGUUCAACGUGCUACUCAAGUCUUUGCAUUACGAGUCUGAUCAGAGUGUUAAUGAGGUAAUCAGAAUGUAAGUUGUAGGUUUAUAUUUAUCCAAUCCUUGUCAGCAGGUUGCUGCCUGUGAACCUUCUGUAAUAAACAAAUAUCUACAUUUGAA